Fusarium subglutinans is the source of this 1146-nucleotide messenger RNA. Its product is annotated as MTA SAH nucleosidase. Bases 1 to 1146 code for a protein of 381 amino acids. NCBI's taxonomy places the organism in Eukaryota, Fungi, Ascomycota, Sordariomycetes, Hypocreales, Nectriaceae. The record is from RefSeq and is a predicted model, not a curated record. Gene Ontology annotation, molecular function: catalytic activity. Gene Ontology annotation, biological process: nucleoside metabolic process. The transcript has a single exon.
AUGAGCAGCUACCAGCGACCUGCCGGCCGAGGGGACUUUUCAGUUGCUCUUGUUUGCGCCUUAUCCCUUGAGUUCGAUGCUGUCUGUAUGGUAAUCGAUGAGUUCUGGGAUGAGGAUGGCGAUCAAUUCGGCAAAGCUGACGGAGAUCAUAACACGUAUGUCACUGGGCGUAUUGAUAAGCAUAACGUUGUGAUCGUAUUGUUAGGCAAAGGAAAGGUGAAUUCGGCGACCGCUGCGACAAACCUACGCACAAGCUACCCAAAUAUCUCCCUCGCGAUACUCGUCGGAGUUUGCGGUGCCGUUCCUUCAAUUAGGGAAAGGGAAAUUGGUCUGGGUGACGUAGUCAUCAGCGACACUAUCGUUCGAUAUGACUUCGGGUACCAGACGGAUCAUGAGUUUGUCAGAAAGAAGACCUGCCAUGGUGAAAUGGUGCCCAAAGAAAUCUUUAAUCUCCUGGAAAGUCUCCAAACAGUCUUGGGGAAAAGACGGCUCAUGAAGGGGACGGCGACGUUUAUCGAGGAACUCAAAGAGAAUGCUGCUCGACUAGGUCAGCAUGGUAGAUAUGAGAGGCCAGAAAAGAGUGUUAUUAGCGCUUCUGGGUCACGAUCGCUACCAUUGGCUCUGAGAGGACAAGCAGUCGAUCAAGUCAUCGACAUACAAGCACCGACUGUCCACUUUGGACCCAUGGCUUCAGGGGACACUGUCAUGGUCUCUGCUGAACAUCGUGAUCGCAUCGCCGCCGCUGAAAACAUCGUCGCGUUCGAGAUGGAAGGUGCAGGCAUAUGGCAAGAGCUGCCAUGCAUCAUUGUCAAAGGGGUAUCGGACUUUGCUGAUUGCGAAAAGACCAAAGAGUGGCAGGACUAUGCUGCUGCGAUGGCCGCUGCGACAUCAAAAGCUGUUCUCAAGCGGUACAUUCAUACAGAUAGAAGGGCUACUCCUCCACCAGGUCAUUCUCUCUUAGCAAGACAGCAGGGAUCAAACUAUGGUGGGACGAUAGAAACGGUGCGUGAUGUGAACCAGGGCAAUCGGAUGCGCAUUUCGUCUGCCCAGCCACCUCGACCUUACGAGCAGGAUGGCUCUUCAUUCAUGGCGAAUAUUCAGUCUGGCGCUGGCGUGCAACAGGGGAACGUUAUGGAAUUCUACUGA